AACGUUGUGCAUUUCUGGAACAAGGUUUUCUCCUCUGGUACGUAUAAUCUCAUGGCUGUUGGGAAUUCUGGACAUCGCUGUGUCCUGCUCCUUUCUUUUUCUCAUUGUUCCUCGCAGCUCCGCUCACAGAUUUGGACCAACACUCUCCAGAGAACAAUUUUGACAGCAACUCCAAUUUUUGGAUUUCCAAAGAUACAAUGGCGUUCUCUUGACGAGAUCAAUUCUGGUGUGUGUGAUGGGAUGACAUAUGAAGAGAUAAAGAAAAUUAUGCCUGAGGAAUAUGAGUCAGGCAAAAAGGACAAGCUGAGAUAUCGCUACCCCCGUGGGGAAUCUUACCUUGAUGUGAUUCAGAGGUUGGAACCUGUCAUCAUCGAGCUGGAGCGCCAGCGAGCACCAGUGGUUGUUAUAUCCCACCAGGCUGUACUGCGAGCGUUGUACUCGUAUUUUGCCGGCGCUUUGUGUGGAGGGCAGCGGUAGGCUAGGUCGAUGGAGGAGCUUGGGUGCUCCAAAGGCGUGGUCCACGAGGAAUAGGCGAUGAAGGGCGAUCUUUACAUUGGCCGCAUCGAGGAGGCCAUGUCCCUGAAACGGAGCGGCGGUGCCUCAUCCACUGCUUCCUCAAGCAGAAGAACAACUCAUCCGCUGCUUCCUCAACCGGAAGAACAACUCCAUCAGAGUUAUGGACAGCGUUGCCAAAACGGCCACAUCUAACUAGUAAUCUAUGUGACAACACAUGCCUUUCAGUUCU
Messenger RNA from Lolium rigidum, 745 nucleotides. Its product is annotated as 6-phosphofructo-2-kinase/fructose-2,6-bisphosphatase-like. Gene Ontology annotation, biological process: fructose 2,6-bisphosphate metabolic process. Gene Ontology annotation, cellular component: cytosol. The transcript has 7 exons. The record is from RefSeq and is a predicted model, not a curated record. Gene Ontology annotation, molecular function: ATP binding; fructose-2,6-bisphosphate 2-phosphatase activity; 6-phosphofructo-2-kinase activity. Bases 52 to 477 code for a protein of 141 amino acids. NCBI's taxonomy places the organism in Eukaryota, Viridiplantae, Streptophyta, Magnoliopsida, Poales, Poaceae.